UUUUUUUUUCUUUUCGUUUCAGCCAUGACUCGACCACAAUCAUCAUCGCUGUUCACGCUGAUGGCAGUGGCGAUGGUGGCGAUGGUUGUCCACCAACCGGCGCCUGCCUCCGCCUGGGUGCAGACCUGCACGGAUCUGUUCGCCGGCUCGUGGACUGGCACUGAGGACAAGUACUCGACCACAGUGGAUUUCCGCUACUCUGCUUGUUCUCUAGCGAGCAACAGCUUCUGGAACUCUGUCAGCAUCACGUCCAUCGUCUGUAGCCAAACGGCCGUGCCAACCUCGUCUGGCUCCGCGGUCAACAUUGACAUCACGACCACCUCGCAAACCAUUCUGGCCGUCGCCUACUUUUCAAACAACUGGGACGAUGCGGACAACCAGCGCCUCACGAUUCUCUACCCGGACACGGCUGUGACCACGACUCGCCCUGCAGUUGGCCAAACCGGCGCGGCUGGUGUCAUUACCGUGGAGUUGCAGCGCGCCGGCGGCACAAGCGGUCUGACCGACACCCUGCGAUCCAUGCUUUGCAACCGCCAAACGGGCGACGUGCUCAUGCUUCCCAAGGGCACUGGCACGUACCUCAACCCGCACACUGUCGCUACCACCACGACCAUGACCAUCAAGUCCUACUCUGGAAACUACGCAGACACGCGCAUCUCCUGCUUCAAUCUCGGCUCGAACAACGCUGGCAAGGGCUUUAUCGUGGCCGCCGGCGCGUCCCUCACCAUCGAAGGAGUGUGGUACUCUGGCUGCACGACUGCUGGCGUGGAAGCAAAUGCUGCAAACACCAGAGUCACCAUCAUCAACUCGUACAUGUCGGGCCAUGGAACCGCGUCCGUCUCUGGUGGCGCCGUCUCCUCGACCAACACGGUGAACGCCACCUUCAUUAACACUGUUUUCACCGCCAAUCGCGCUGCCACUGGUGGCGCGUGCUACUUGCUUCAAGGAUCCAUGACCGCUAUCAACUGCACCUUCUCCAACCACCUUGCUGGCACGAUGGGCGGAGCUAUCGCAUUGCGCAACAGCCUUGUGCGAAGCAAUUUUACACGCUGCACCUUUGCCAACAACAUUCUCACUACCGGGUCCUUCAACGGCGGUGGCCACGUCGCCUUGAAUGGAGGUUGGGCAACCUUCGUUGACUCUACCUUCACGAGUGGACAAUGCAGCGGCGAGCAAGCCUUUGGUGGUGCAUUUUUCGUGAUUACCCUGAGUUCCCCUCCCAAGGACAGCGAUCUUGUCUGUCAAAACUGCUCAGUGAUCUCCAGCCGGACGGAGGUUGGAGCAGGUGCCAUUGCUGUUACGGGCGCCUCAACUGUCACGCUUCUUGGAGGUCGUUUCAUUGACAGCGUCACGACCUACCAGUUCUCGGCCGGAGGCGCCAUUGUCCUUGCCGGCAACGCUCGGCUCUUCGCGACCGGGACGUACUUUGCCAACAGUUUUGCCUACUCUGGCGCUGUCGUCUCGAUGCAGGAAAGUGCGCAGGCGUUCGUGACGGAUUGCGUCUUUGCCGACAACAAGGCCCGAUUCUCAGGCGGUGUCUUUGAUCUUCUGGACUCGACCGAACUGACCUGGGUCGGUGGCUCGGUCACGAACAGCUCUGCAGAAAGCGGCGGUGCUCUGCUCACGAGCGGGACGGUUCGUGUCGUUGUCGACAAUGUCACCUUCCGCCGUGGCUACGCGGCCGUCUGGGGCGGUUUUGCGCUGACCGCGUCCACGCUGCCCACUGAGGCCUCGCUGCAAGUCUACAACUCGCGUUUCUUGGAGAGCUCAACCGACUGGGGAGCAGCCGUGCUCAGCGCCAUUGCGUCCGAAGGUGGCUCGUUCGACGUUCCCAGCGCGUUGUUUGUCAACUGCACGUUUGCCGACAACACUGGCGUCAUUGGUAGCACCUUCAACAUUGACGAGGGUGCAGUCAUCACGGUCAUCAACUCGACCUUUACGAGCAACCGAGCGGAAUUUGGCGCUGUGGCCUACGUGUAUGCCACAGGCCAGAUGCGCUUUGAGGGGUCGACCUUCCACAACAACUCGGCUAGCUCUGGCGGAUGCUUCUACGUGACCAAUACGGGCCAUCUUGAGAUCGAGGACGCCACUUUUGAAGACAAUUUUGCCACCGAAAACAGCGCCGGCGUUUUGGCGCUGCUUCGCUCGACUGUGCACAUGACCAACGUCGUUGCCGUGGGCAACGAAGCAACCGAAUUUGCGGGCUUUAUGACUGCCACCCAGGACUCGACCGUCGUGCUCGAGAAUGUCGUUUUGGCGAACAACUCUGCUUCGGACUAUGGCGGUGCCAUCGCCGCCAAGGGCACUUCGAGCUUGACGUGCCAGGGGUGCACCAUUUCAGGUAACUGCGCGCGCUCCAACGGCGGUGGUCUGCACAUCUCUGGCAAGGCGAUCGUUCAUCUGGAGGACGCCGUGGUUUCGGGCAACUCUGCUGGUCUCAACGGAGGCGGCGUUUUCGUCCAAGGCUCUGGCACGUUGACGUGGGUGGCCAACGCCACCGACGACGGCAGCUCUGUUGUCCAUUCCUCAAACCUCCCGGCCACUUCCAGCUCUGCUCUGCAAGACCUGCUUGCUGCUGAAGCGGCCUUCCCCGGCUCGAGCAAUGUCGAUGCUUGGGCAGCAUCCCAACUCGCUGUUUCGGCCUGCGCUGACAACCUUGCCACGAUUGAUGGCGGUUGCGUUGCCAUGUUUGAUUCUGCAGAGUUCUCUGCGCUGAAUGUUGUCUUCAAGGGCAACCGAGCGUUGGCAUCCGGUGGCCACAUUAGCGCCGACCACGGCUCCAAGCUGGUGCUGAGCGGCUCGGUUUUGGUCGACGGACAGUCCACUGGUGCCGGCGGUGCCAUCUCGGUCGAGUCCAGUGGUGUCCGAACCUCGGCCUGCGUCUCGCCUUCGUCAAACAACGUGGGCGAAGCGUCCACCAUCAUUGUGAACUCGUACAUUCUCAACAAUACUGCACAAACCUCUGGUGCCGGUCUGGCGGUCGUUGGUGGCCACCACGCGCUGUACAAUGUCCGCGUUUCGGGCAACGUGGCGGCCGAAAGUGGCGGCGGCUUGCACCUGUCGCCCAUGUUGUCUCGCCCCCAAAGCGAGCUGCAGGUGAAUGCCACUCUCGUCGAUGUGGAGUCCAACACUGCGUCUCAGGCAGGAGGUGGCGUUUCCGCGACCUUUUCGUCGCUGCCAACCUCGUGGGUCCAGUUUGUCGAUUCCUCCAUUUCGUCCAAUACGGCGCUGAUGGGUGGCGGCUUGUACUUGCCCAAUUUCAACGUUUUGCCCAUCUUGCUGAACACUGUCGUGCAGAACAACCAAGCAGCCCAGUACGGCGCGCAGACGGCCUCUCCGGGUGUCCAGCUUGCGUUUGAUGCAUCGCAACCCGCGCCCGGCACCAACGGCUACACUGGUGGCGAAAUUUCCGUGACCAUCCACCUGUUGGAUGGCUCUGGCGCUAUUGCCGCCGUGCACAGCGUCCAAAUCGAGGUCUUGGUGUUGAACGCCACUGAUGACGUGGUCUUUGCUGGCUCUCAAAUCGAUCAACGACGCCUUGACGGCACCUUCACGUCCUACCCAACCCGAAUCCUCGGGGAGGGCUACAAGCUUCUGCACUCUGGCGUUGCGCAACUGACUUUUACUCUGUACGCCACCACGCCUGGCACCUACAAGAUCCGCUAUGCCGCGACUGGCGGUGAUGCCUCGAUUUCGCCUGCCGAGUUUGCCUACGUUGUGCAGCCUUGCACAUCGAGCAAUCAGGCGGUCGUCUUGCAAGACGGCAAUCCUGUCUGCGCUUCCGUGUUUGAUCAAAACAAGAGUCUUCGAUUCGGCUUUAUGAGCGUCGCCAUUAUUGGCGAAGCUUGCGCAAUUCUCCUCGUCAUCUUUGUCAUCCGAAAGCGCGAGGAGCCCAUCGUCAAGGCCGCCAGCCCCAAGUUCUGCUUGAUUGUCAUUUUCGGUUGCAUGCUCGAGUUUGCUCUCAUUCCCACGCUGGUUCCCGACCUCACGCCUGCUCUGUGUGUCACGCACAUUUGGAUUGGCCAUCUCGGUUUUGCCGUUGCGUUCGGCGCGCUCUUUGCCAAAACCCAUCGCAUUGCCGCCAUCUUCAACAACAAGAACCUUGCUCGCAAGCUCCGCGGCACCUCCGAUUCGUUCCUCAUGUCUCGAAUUGCCAUUGUCGUGUCUGCCGUUAGUCUCUACCUGUUGGUGUGGUCCGUGGUGGACAAGCCAGACGUCGUCGGUACGACAGAAGUCGGGGAGACAAUCAGUGUCUACUACAUGUGCAAGUCCUCCAACGACAGCUGGUCGGUGGGCUUGUACGCGCUCGAGGCCGUUGGUCUGCUCUACGGUUGCUGGCUCGCCUGGCAAGUGCGCAACGCACCCUCGCGUUUCCGCGAGUCCAAGUUCAUUGUCAUGGCCGUCUGGAACAUUUUGGUGGUCUCCAUCAUCAUUCUCCCGCUCAACUAUGCGCUCAACACUGACAAUCCAGACACGCAGUUCAUGUUCACUGCUCUGGGUAUCUUGCUGGCAACCUUCGGAACCUUGGGCUUGAUCUUCAUUCCCAAGAUGUACGGCUUGGUCACACACAUGGAGCCUGGCGUGUCGCUUACCACCGACAAGCCCACCAAGUCAACCUCAAACAAGGUUGUCGGCUACCAAGGCUCGUUUGUCAAUGCCGACCCUCACGACUCCACUCAUGAAGUUCAGCACAUGGCCAUGUCGUCCAUCGAGGAUACGACUCCGAUCGAAUCCAUGACCACGGAACAGCUCGAGCAGUAUCAUCUGACCAAUACCCAACAUAUUACCUUCCUCAAAGAGCAGCUUGCGCGCGCCGAGGAGCUGCUGGCUGAGCGUGCACCCAAAAAUCCUGAAGACGCAGUGUAAAAAAAAAAAAAAAAAAAAAAAAAAAAAAUUGGGUAUUGCUUGCUGGUUGGUCCCGCCAGCCGUAAAAAUGCUCUACCCUCUCGUUUCUGUCUGUGUGUAUAUACUUGUUGGUUUUGUGUGACCACACGUUGUUUUUCCGCUUUGUGUUUCGCUUGUCGAUCAGUUACAGUUUUGUAAAAUGCAGCAAAUUUUUUUUUUAAGCAAAUUGAG
Messenger RNA from Capsaspora owczarzaki ATCC 30864, 5076 nucleotides. RefSeq lists its product as hypothetical. The record is from RefSeq and is a predicted model, not a curated record. Bases 25 to 4866 code for a protein of 1613 amino acids. Gene Ontology annotation, biological process: G protein-coupled receptor signaling pathway; gamma-aminobutyric acid signaling pathway. Lineage: Eukaryota; Filasterea; Ministeriida; Capsasporidae. The transcript has 6 exons. Gene Ontology annotation, cellular component: membrane; G protein-coupled receptor heterodimeric complex. Gene Ontology annotation, molecular function: G protein-coupled GABA receptor activity.